GGGGGACGGGGACAGAGGAGGGCUCGGAGGAGCUGAUAUGUCCGCCAUCUUGAAGAGUCGGUGAUGGUGGCGAGCAGCACUUUUCCCGCCUGAGGGGGGGUGUCCGCUAGGGGAGAAGAGGAAGAAAUCUGCUUCAUCUUAACCUAAUUCAGGCUGCUAAUCUGCUAAUACUGUAGAUUUAAAGAUUUUGCUGCUGCCAGGAUACCCUGUAAUGGGCAAAGAGCCACAAAGAAUACAUUUUCUUUUUCUUUUUAACAUUUUCUGUUAACAGGGUCCUGGCUCCUGUUGAAAAGUGAUGGAGUAAUCUGGUCAGCAUCUGCCAUAUUGAGAAACCAGCCCCUAAUACAGCUUGCCUGGGAGAAAGUUUGUGAAAUAACACAGUAACAUGUUUGCAGUAACCAGCAUGUUUUGGAAAUUUGAUCUUCACUCAUCAUCCCACAUAGACACACUUCUAGAGAGAGAAGAUGUAACGCUGAAGGAACUGAUGGAUGAAGAUGAUGUUUUACAAGAGUGCAAAGCUCAAAAUCGCAAACUAAUAGAGUUUCUUUUGAAAUCGGAAUGUCUGGAAGAUCUAGUAUCAUUCAUUAUAGAAGAGCCACCACAAGACAUGGAUGAAAAAAUCAGAUACAAGUACCCAAACAUUUCUUGUGAGCUGCUUACUUCAGAUGUUUCACAGAUCAAUGAUAGACUAGGAGAAGAGGAGUCAUUAUUAACAAAAUUGUACGGUUUUCUUCUAAAUGAGCCCCCUCUAAAUCCAUUAUUGGCCAGUUUCUUCAGCAAGGUGCUAAGUAUUCUCAUUAGCAGAAAACCAGAACAGAUUGUGGAUUUCUUAAAGAAAAAACACGAUUUUGUAGACCUCAUUAUAAAGCACAUAGGGACCUCUGCUAUUAUGGACUUGUUGCUUAGGCUGCUAACAUGCAUAGAACCUCCCCAGCCCAGGCAAGAAGUAUUAAAUUGGUUAAAUGAAGAGAAAAUAAUUCAGCGACUUGUGGAAAUUGUGCAUCCUUCUCAAGAUGAAGAUAGACAUUCAAAUGCAUCCCAAUCACUCUGUGAAAUUAUUCGCUUGAGCAGAGACCAGAUGCUACAAGUACAAAAUAGUUCAGAACCAGAUCCCCUGCUUGCAACACUAGAAAGAAAAGAAAUCAUACAACAGCUGCUAUCAAAUAUUUUUCAUAAAGAAAAAAAUGAAUCUGCGAUAGUCAGUGCAAUUCAGAUAUUGCUGACCUUACUGGAAACAAGACGGCCAACAUUUGAAGGUCAUAUAGAGAUUUGCCCCCCGGGUAUGAGCCACUCAACAUAUUCAGUCAACAAGAGUGUAUUAGAAGCCAUAAAAGCACGACUUGCAUCCUUCCAUGAACUGCUCUUGGAACCCCCCAAAAAAAGUGUUAUGAAGACAACCUGGGGUGUAUUGGAUCCACCUGUAGGAAAUACCAGGUUAAAUGUGAUCAGGUUAAUAUCCAGCCUUCUACAGACAAAUACAAACAGUGUAAACCUGGAACUUAUAGAACUCAAUAGCAUAGGAGUAAUACUGGACAUGUUUUUUAAGUACACAUGGAAUAACUUUUUACAUACUCAAGUAGAAAUUUGUAUUGCAUUGAUUCUUGCAAGCCCGUUUGAAAGCACAGAAAAUGGUACAAUUUCAGAUCAAGAUUCCAUUGGAGACAACCUUUUGCUGAAACAUCUUUUCCUUAAGUGCCAUGUAAUAGAACGAAUACUUGAAGCUUGGGAGAUGAAUGAGAAGAAACAGGCUGAAGGAGGAAGACGAUACGGUUACAUGGGUCACUUAACAAGAAUAGCCAACUGUCUUGUGCACAGUACUGAUAAAGGGCCAAACUGCACAUUAGUGCAGCAGCUUAUUAAAGAGCUUCCAGAUGAAAUCAGGGAGCGAUGGGAGACUUUCUGCACAAGCUCUUUAGGAGAAACAAACAAAAGAAACACAGUGGAUCUAGUUACUACUUGUCAUAUACAUUCAUCCAGUGAUGAUGAAAUUGAUUUUAAAGAAACUGGUUUCUCACAGGAUUCCUCUUUACAGCAAGCCUUUUCUGAUUAUCAGAUGCAACAAAUGACGUCCAAUUUUAUUGACCAGUUUGGCUUCAACGAUGAGAAGUUUGCUGAUCAAGAUGAUAUCGGCAAUGUAUCUUUUGAUCGCGUAUCAGACAUCAAUUUUACCCUCAAUACCAACGAAACUGGCAACAUUGCUUUGUUUGAGGCAUGCUGCAAGGAGAGAAUACAGCAGUUUGAUGAUGGUGGUUCUGAUGAAGAAGAUAUCUGGGAAGAGAAACAUAUUGCUUUUGCACCAGAAACUCAGAGAAGAUCCAGCUCAGGCAGUACAGACAGUGAGGAGAGUACAGAUUCUGAAGAAGAGGAUGGAACAAAGCAAGACUUGUUUGAGUCAAGCACCAAUACAGAAGACAAGAUGGAAGUAGAUUUGAAUGAAACACCUAACUGGUCAGCUAACUUUGAUGUUCCUAUGGAAACAACACAUGGUACAAAUCUGGAUUCUGUUGGGUCUGAUGUAUGGAGCACAGAAGAACCAAUGCCAGCAAAAGAAACUGGCUGGGCUUCCUUUUCAGAGUUCACAUCUUCUCUAAGUCCAAAAGAUUCCUUAAGAAGUAAUUCACCUGUAGAGAUGGAAACCAACACAGAGCCAAUGGAUCCUCUGAGUGCAAAUGUAGCACUUGCAACUCAACCGGAAGCUUCAGGAAGUGUUGCAAUGGAAGCUGGUUCUGAUGGGGAAGAUGAUGUGGAAAAUGCAGACAAGGUGACUGAGACAGUAAUGAAUGGCAGCAUGAAGGAGACCCUUAGCCUUACUGUAGAUGCUAAAACUGAAACUGCUGUCUUCAAAAGUGAGGAAGGAAAAUUGUCUACCUCGCAAGGUGCUUCUUGUAAAUAUGUGGUGGAAGAGAAUACAGAAGCUGAAGAAGAAAAUCCUGUCACACCACAGCCUGCUAGCAGCGGUCUGGAACAGAGGAUUGAUCAACAAGCUCUUCUAGCAGAGGCAUCAGUUAAUGGCCCUGUAUGAUAUGUGAUGUUGACUGCUGUUGGCUGAAGAAUAUGAACUGAUAUGCAAGGAUUUAUGUCUCUUGAGGAUUUCAUCUAGAGUAAUUUUGGAGCCAGUCAAUGCUGCACUAAUUUUGCAAGGGAUCAGGACCAGCAACAUUUAUAUUCUAGAUUUUAAGACAUUGUACAGAAAUUCGUAAGUGUAAAAAUUGCACAUUGAGAAAUACCAAGAAAUUUUUGCGUAUGUUUAUAAUUGUAUUGUUCUAAAUGAUGGGUGGCCUGUGAAAUAAGAUCUUGCCACCCAAGUAACGAUAGUAGUGAUACUAUAGUUAAAAUGGCUGUAAGAAUAGUUUUAUAAAAAAAGUGAAUACACAAGUCUAAUGUAUUUGAGGCAUAACUCUGACAAUUAGUGACCAAAGUAUUUAGCAGUUUUCAUAAUUUUUCACUCCCAAAAAUUCUGAAGUCCAUGUUUCUUUCAGAUUGGCAAAGGAAUGUUCAUCUGCAAAGCCCUUUAAAUGUUUUGGCUGUUUUCAAUUUUAAAAAAUGAUUUAAAAAUAAUUUUUGGUGUUUAACAUUUUACAGCAGAUUUUCAAUUGGUAAUUGUUUUCUAUAUUGUUUAAACCAGAUCAAAAUGUAAGUCUAUGGGUAGGGAUUUUUAAUAUUUAUUGCUACAACUUAGUUGACAAAUUUGAUGUUACUGUAAAGCCAUACGUUCUGUUAAGUCUUGUUUGCUUGAAACAAUACCUUACAGGUGAAACACUAGAAUAUUUUUGAAGUGCACAUGGUAUGUUGUGUAUUUUAAGUGAUUCACCUACUUUUUUAACCCAUUCACCAAGAUGUACUUUAAUUCAGAGCAUUAUAAAAUUAAAAAACAUUUUUGGAACAAUCUUCAUAUUUAAAACACUGUAAUCCUUUUGACAAAUCAACUAAAUAUAAUGAAAUGCCCUUGCUGCUCAUGUAAUUACAGUUCAUGUGUUUUUAAAGUAUAUCUUUUAAAUAUCAAAAUUGGGCACUUGAGCAUGUUAAUUGUUAUACUUUCACUGCUUUGAUCUGUGUGAAGUUUUUCAUCUGUAAGUUUUAAACCAGAUUUUUUUCAUAACUGGCUUGUGUAUAUAUAUAUAGUGAUUAUGGAAACGAAUUGUAAUUUAUAAUUUUCUAUGUCAUAAAAUUCCAAACGCCUUCUCAAAUAGAAGCAAUAUAUUGUAUAUUGCCACAUUGUCUGGUGAAAGGGUUAAAGUACUUCACCUCUUGCACUUUUAGAUGCAAAUCCAUUUUUAUUUCUUUAAUAGAAAGUUAUUCAUUUAUUUUUACAUCAUUUGUUUUCCUGACCAGUAUUUAAAAGCCAAAAGGAUACUCUAAACAAUGGCCAAUGACUUAUUUUAGAAAGUGUCCCAAGCUAUGUGCCUAAUACUACAAUGCAUACAGAAAUAAAGACAAAUGUAUACUGGUUCUUCACUUUAUUCUUCCCUUCCUUUUAGCAUUUAAAAAAAUGCACUGUUCAAGUAUGCAUUUCCACCUGCAUUCCAAAUAAACAUUUAGCUGUGUUGGAGGACUCUUUCACAACAAAUAGGAAAAGGGGAAGCACUGUGCCGUUUCAUUCUCAUCUCAUCAUGCAAAGCAGGAAGUGGGUAUUUAAAUACCAGAAGGCACCUGUAUCUUUUGGCUCCCACCGCUGGGAAGUCACUGGGUCCCAUGUUUGAUUUACAGAAGAAACAGACGUGAGCAGUGUAAGCUUUCUCCUGUGUGUGGAAGAUGAUCUCAGGUGGGCGCUCUGGCUCCACCUUAUGGUUGAAGGUAAAAUACCACUGUUCUGUUUUUUAGAUUCUUCUGAACAGUUUCUGUUUUGCUUUCACUGUGUGUGGUUGUGCUGUUCUCUGCUCACUUCGGUGACUAGGCCUGUGAUUUUUUGAUGUCUGUUUACUAAUUUGUGUUGAUUCUCGUGUUAAUGUUGUUUUCUGAUUUAAAACAGGCAGGUCCUUUGUUUGAGAUUAGUUUCCAGGGCCAUUAGAACUUAGGUAGCCUGCCUCCAUGGGGGCUUACUUCCACUAAAUGUUGACAUUUAGAAGAUCAUCCACUCUUUGAAUUUAUCUGAAGAAGCAAGCCUCUGCUGUUUCUGCAAUUCUAUCUAAAUUUGUAAACAAGUCAUUAUCAUCGCACCUGUUCAUGAAGCAUUUUCUACAAGGGGCAAUGGUUUUUUCUCCACUGACUUACCACCAUUUUCCUUCAUGGGACUUACACAAGGUGCUAAUUGCUCUCUAGAAGCCACCAUUCGAGCCACUUGGUUCUGUUUCCUUACAGAUACUGUCAUUUAAGGCCCUCUUUUUGGUGACUAUUAUGUCAGCCAGGCCGGUAUCAGAAUUGAAUGCUCUUUUUUCUGUGGUUAAAUCCUGCUGCAUUUUCCACAGUCAUCAGGACCAACUCGUGUUUUCAUCCAAAGAUAAUUUCUUCAUUUCAUUGCCAGCAGGAACUGAUUUUGCCCAACUUGUAUCCAUCUCCGGUUCAUCCGAGGGAAAAGGCCUGGUCCUCGCUGGACGUGAGGAGGGGUCUCAAAGUAUACAUUUUUAGGACAAAACCUUUUCAUCAGUCCAAGGCCGCCUUUGUUUCUUUUCACCAUUCAUCUCUGGGUAAGAAGGUAUCCACUGCUAAUCUUUCCCGGUAGAUUAAGGCUUGCAGAUCCUUAGCCUACAUCAGUUUAAAAUUACAGCCUCCUGCAAAGAUUACGGCACAUUCAACUACCGCAGCAGCCACAUUGACUGCAUUUUCUCUAAAUGCUCCUCUUCAUGAGAUAUGCCGCGCAGCCAUCUGGGCCUGUCCAAACACUUUCAUAAAGCAAUGUAAGACUGAUGUUUUUGCCUCUGCAGAGGCGGUGUUUAGGAGGAGGGUGUUACAGCAUGUCAUCCCAAAUGAAUAGACAGUCAAAUACUAUUGUUACUCCACUCUGUAUGGGUCAGCUGAUGUAUGUACCACCUGAGAUCAUCUUCCAUGCAUGGGAGAAGAAACCUUUGGUCUUACUGUGAAACGGACUUCUAUGUGCAUGUAAAGAUGAUCUCAGGGUACUCCCUACAAGAUUGGGCUGUCUUUUGUUUCUGGUUUCUAAUUCUUUAUUCCUGGUUGGUAGCAGAGAGCUUGUUGUGUCACUGUUCAUACAUUUUCCUGUUACGUUCACAUGUUAUCCUGGUAUAUGUUGAUCCUAUUUGCUCUACUCUGAGUUGGCUUCUCAUAAGGAAACUGUUCUCCAUGGCUAAAUGGAAGUUAGAAGAAUCUAAAAAACAGAACAGUGCUAUUUUGCCUUCUACCACAAGGUGGAGCCAGAGUACCCACCUGAAAUCAUCUUUACAUUCACAUAGAAGACCCUUUCAGGAUAUGACUAAAGGUCUCUUGACAUUCAUAGCCUCUUUGAAAGAACACAAGUAUCUCAAAAGCAAAGAAAGUAACUGUUAGAGCAGUAAGACAAUAGAGCCGAUUACCUAGGAAGGUGAUGGGCUCUCCAGCACUGGAGACAUUCAGGAGGCAGCUGGACAGCCACCUGUAGGGUUUGCUUUAACUUGGAUUCCUGCAUCGAGCAGGGGUUGGACUCAGUGGCCUUAUAGGCCUCUUCCAACUCUACUAUUCUAUGAUUCUAUGAAAUUCAUUUGGGAUAGUUAUGAGUGUAAGCACCAAAGGAGGGUCUGGAUUGUUUUCCUUUUAAAUAUCAAAAUUGGCCGUUGGAACAUGUUGUUAGCAGCAUCUGGUUUCUUCAUCAAAAUAAUUGUACACUAAGUUAUUUUGCUGCUGUGCUAAAUUCUUUUCUCUUCUUCAGUGUUUGAAAAGUGAAAAUGUUGACUGGCUACAGCUCAAUCUCUCCAGUCAGUUACACCAAAGGGGUGAAAGAGAGAGGACCAGAACCACUUGGGGUGGGGGGGAGUAUUCAGCAAAUUCUGAUUUUCAAAGUUGCUGAGUUUCUUAUUUUCUACUGAAUAGUAUGUAGUGUGAUUUCUGUUUGUUGAAAAGACCUACUAAAACUUUUUCAGUUUGAGUAUGUUCACUUGAAAGUUUGGGCUAGUUUAAACUACAUGUGAAUUUAGCUCUUGCUUUUUGGAAUGUGAUUCUAAGGGGACAAUUUUAUUUAUUUUGUUUGAUUUAUAUACCGCCCACAGCCCAAGGGGGAUUUACUUCCUAGUUACUGUCAAGGAAAGAUGCACAGGAUCAGACUGCAAAGAAUACUUAAAGGAGAUUUACUUCCAAGUAACAGGAUCUUUUUGGUGCAUAAAAGGGAGAAAACAGGCAAUGCCUGCAGAGUUGAUAAAAAAUUAUGUUUAAUCUGUUUUGCUUUUUAAAAUGAAAUUACAGGAAGCAUCUUUUAAAAAACAGUUUCUUAAAACGAUUCAUGACUUUCAAAUCCUGAGGGGGUGCGUAGAUGUACCUAUAAAAGGGGGGGUUCCCCCUCCCCCUGUGGAGUAAGCUUGGCUUCCCUUUGCUUUCACUCCCCAAAUGAUGCACAUACUGACUGCAAAUCUCUCCCCUCCCUCUCUGAGGCAGGCUGUUUCCCUUCUGCAAACACUUUCAAGUGCCUAGUAUGUAUUAUUUGAUUAAGUGCUUUUUAAAUCUUCAUCUGCUCCAAGGCUAUUUAUGGUGAUAGCAGGAGAAAGGUGGCUUUGUGAUUGUCACAAGAGCCAGCCAGUCAGUGGCUGUAAACAGCCUGAUAUGUGCAUGCUUACCCAAAGGUAAAUCUAAUUUCAAAAUCAGAAACACCAUCAAUGGGCAUGGUUCUUGCUUCAUUAAUCUGAAUUCCACUGAGGCAUAAAUCAGUUCAAAAUUUAUUACACAAAUUAUAACCGUAAGAACAGUUUGAACAGUCUAAAUAUAAUAUAUAAACACAAAGUGGUGUUUUACUAGUAGUUAUGUCUAAACAAAAUUUUGUAAAACUUGUAAAUUAUUAAAACUAUCACAGAACAAAAACCAAUUAAAAAAACUGGUUCCAUCAUGGAGCUGAUAUUAAACACUUAAACACUUGUUUCUAUAUAAAAUCUCACAUUCUUCCUCUGUGGUGCUGAAACAUGGUGUAUAUGUCUCAUUAAACUCUUCUCAAAUUGGGGUUUUGGGAGCUUAAAUAUGUAUACUCCUGUAUAAGAGAAAAUUAAAUGCUUGAACAUCUCAAAUAUAUUUAUCCACACAGUUGAAUAAAUCAGU
Rhineura floridana is the source of this 8169-nucleotide messenger RNA. RefSeq names its product protein phosphatase 6 regulatory subunit 3 (gene PPP6R3). The coding region runs from base 386 to 3022 and encodes 878 amino acids. Lineage: Eukaryota; Metazoa; Chordata; Lepidosauria; Squamata; Rhineuridae. Gene Ontology annotation, molecular function: protein phosphatase regulator activity; protein phosphatase binding. The record is from RefSeq and is a predicted model, not a curated record. Gene Ontology annotation, cellular component: nucleus; cytosol. The transcript is spliced from 25 exons.